Messenger RNA from Pistacia vera, 3775 nucleotides. Its product is annotated as alpha-mannosidase-like. Gene Ontology annotation, cellular component: membrane. Gene Ontology annotation, biological process: defense response; mannose metabolic process. Gene Ontology annotation, molecular function: carbohydrate binding; alpha-mannosidase activity. Lineage: Eukaryota; Viridiplantae; Streptophyta; Magnoliopsida; Sapindales; Anacardiaceae. The record is from RefSeq and is a predicted model, not a curated record.
AUGGUGGAACAACAGGUAAGAGAAGGACGAUCAUUGGCUGAGACCCCUACUUGGGCUGUUGCCACCGUGGUCACUUUUAUGGUAACUCUUGGCUUCUUCUUUCAGACCAUUCUGAAACAGUUUGGGAAGUGGUUGGACAAGACUAAGAGAAAAUCUCUACUUGCUGCUCUGGCUAAGAUCAAAGAUGAGUUGAUGCUUUUUGGCCUUUUGUCAUUGUUGAUGGGUCACUGGAUUGUAUUUGUGGCAAAAAUUUGUGUUAAAUCAUCAGCCUUGAGCAGCAAGUUCUAUCCAUGUGAACUGAAGGGUUAUUCGAGAUCGGUACAGCGCAUUUCAGUUUCGAGUUCAGAUUAUUUGAAUAAAACGCUUGUUGGAGAGCAGUUGAACACCAGGCAGCAUCAAUACUGUCCUGAGGGCCGUGAAUCUUUUGCUUCAUACGAAAGUCUUGAGCAGCUUCAUCGUUUCAUAUUUGUUCUUGGUGUUACUCAUGUUUCUUACAGCUUCGUUUCCAUUGCCUUGGGCAUGAUUAAGAUAUAUAGCUGGAGAAUAUGGGAAAAUCAAGCUAAGACCAUGGCCAUUCAGAGUAUCCAAGGUUCAUCAGAAGAUGCAUCAAGCAGUAGAAAAUUGAUGCGACUGUCUACCUUUGUUUUUCACCACACCUCCCAUCCAUGGAGCCAGCAUGGAAUUCUGGUUUGGCUGACCAUAUCCGAAAGCUUGAUAGAAGCCAUAGACAUCAAAAGAAGUAACCAAGGUUUUGAUUCACUCUUGCAACAGUUGAUUUCAGUUGUAAUCUUCUUAUUGAAACUCUUUAGUUGCCUGCAUACAAUAGUUAAUGGGGGUUAUGUGAAGUACAAAACUGGAGCUGGUGUUGUACCAGGCAAACUCAAUGUUCAUUUGGUUGCCCAUUCUCAUGAUGAUGUUGGAUGGUUGAAGACCGUUGAUCAGUACUUCGUUGGAUCAAAUAACAGCAUUCAGGGUGCUUGUGUAGAGAAUGUGUUGGACUCGGUCGUGGAAGCCUUGCUUCAUGAUCCAAACAGGAAAUUUGUUUUUGCUGAGAUGGCAUUUUUCCAACGAUGGUGGGUAGAACAAAGUCCAGAAAUACAAGAACAAGUGAGAAAACUUGUAGAUGGCGGCCGAUUGGAAUUCGUAAACGGUGGUUGGUGUAUGCAUGAUGAAGCAACAACCCAUUACAUAGAUAUGAUUGACCAAACAACACUCGGUCAUCGUUUGAUAAAAGAGCAGUUUAACCACACUCCUCGGGCUGGAUGGCAAAUCGAUCCGUUUGGACAUUCUGCCGUACAAGCUUACCUACUUGGAGAUGAGCUGGGGUUUGAUUCUGUGCAUUUUGCCAGAAUUGAUUAUCAAGACAGAGCAAAGCGCAAGGGUGAUAAAUCUCUUGAAGUUAUAUGGCGAGGUUCCAAGACUUUUGGUUCUUCGUCUCAGAUUUUUGCCAAUGCCUUUCCAGUUCAUUAGAGUCCCCCAACUGGUUUCCAUUUUGAAGUAUUUGAUGAUUUUGAGACUCUCCAGGACAAUCACCUACUGGAGGACUACAAUGUUGAGCAACGUGUUAAUGAUUUUAUUGAGGCUGCUUUGACCCAAGCAAAUGUGACAAGGGAUAACCAUGUAAUGUGGACAAUGGGUGAUGAUUUCCAGUACCAAUAUGCUGAGUCUUGGUUCAAGCAAAUGGACAAAUUCAUUCACUAUGUUAACAAGGAUGGUCGAGUUAAUGCAUUAUAUUCUACACCUUCUCUGUAUACCAAUGCAAAGAAUGCAGCAAAAGUAUCAUGGCCACUAAAAACUGAUGAUUACUUCCCAUACGCAGAUGGAAUAAAUGCUUAUUGGACAGGGUUCUUUACUAGUCGGCCUGCGUUGAAACGAUAUGUGCGGGAACUGAGUGGAUAUUAUUUGGCAGCAAGACAGCUUGAAUUCUUGGUAGGGAAGAGAUCUGGUCCCACUACCUUCUCUCUAGGAGAUGCUUUAGGAAUUGCUCAGCACCAUGACGCUGUCACUGGCACUGCUAAACAACAUACAACAGACGACUAUGCUAAACGCCUAUCUAUUGGAGCCUCUGAGUUGUGGAGCUCUGCUCUAUCAUGCUUAACUAGUACUGGAUCAAGAGAUCAAUGCGCAAAGCCUACAACGAAAUUUAGCCAGUGUCCAUUACUAAAUAUCAGUUACUGCCCUCCAACAGAGGAACAUUUUCCAGGUUUAGUGGCGUAUAAUCCAAUUGGAUGGAAACGUACUGACUUUAUAAGGAUACCAGUUAAAGUUAAUAAUCUUGUUGUUAAAGACUCAUCAGGCAAUGUAAUUGAUUCCCAAUUUGUACCUAUGGAUGGUGUUACAAACAACUUAAGGAAAUUCUACACAGCAGCCUAUUUGGGACAUUCAUCAAAUCAAGUCCCUAAAUAUUGGCUUCUCUUUCAAGCAUCUUUGCCUCCACUAGGAUGGAACACUUAUUUCAUUUCGAACGCAACUAAUAAAGUGGAAAGAAGUAAGAGAUAUCUCUCUGCAAUGGACUGUCCACAGAAUGAUGACAUUGAAGUUGGUUCUGGAAAUUUGAAGAUUAACUUUUCUGGAACCACUGGACAACUUAAACGAAUGCAUAAUACGAGAACAGGGGUUGAGGUAGCACUACAACAGAGCUUCCUCUGGUAUGGUUCAAGUACAGAUGAUCAACAGCCUUCCAAUGCUUACAUUUUUCGGCCUAAUGGCGCCCCACCAAAUAUAGUUUCAAGAUCAGUUCAAGUGCGUGUUGUAUGUGGACCACUGGUCGAUGAAGUUCAUCAACAAUUUAGUUCAUGGAUCUACCAGGUCACAAGACUUUACAAGGAUAAAGAGCAUGCUGAAGUUGAAUACACUGUCGGGCCAAUUCCAACUAACGAUAGUGUUGGGAAAGAGGUGAUAUCACAAAUCACAGCCAAUAUGGUUACAGAUAAAACUUUUUAUACUGACUCCAAUGGAAGGGACUUUCUGAAGCGGGUACGAGACUACAGAGCUGACUGGAAUCUUUCAGUUAAUCAACCUGUAGCAGGGAAUUACUAUCCUCUUAACCUUGGAAUUUACACUAAGGAUAAGAAAUCUGAACUCUCAGUUUUAGUUGAUCGUGCAACUGGAGGAGCCAGCAUUAAAGAUGGACAAGUAGAGCUAAUGCUUCAUAGGCGUUUGCUUGAUGAUGAUGUUCCAGUAGUUGGAGAAGCCCUCGAUGAAAUGGUUUGCGUUGGAGGCAAAUGUGAAGGUCUAACGGUUAGAGGAAACUACUAUUUAAGUAUUAAUGAACUAGGGGCCGGUGCACGCUGGUGCAGGACAACUGGUCAGGAAAUUUAUUCACCAAUUCUUUUAGCUUUCACACAUGAGAAAAUGGAGACAUGGAAAGCAUCUCAUCUCACAAAAGCAACUGUCAUGGAUUCAAACUACAGCUUGCCUCUCAAUGUUGCUUUAAUUACUCUUCAGGAGUUGGAUGAUGGAAGUGUUCUCCUCCGUUUGGCACAUCUAUAUGAGGAGGGUGAAGAUGCUGACUAUUCCAAGCUAGCCAAAGUUGAACUAAAGAAGAUGUUUACCAGAAAAUCGAUAAAAGAGCUAAAGGAAAUGAGCUUAUCGACAAACCCAGAAAAAUCAGAGAUGAAGAAGAUGAAAUGGAAAAUUGAAGGCGACAAUGGACAAACACAAUCCCCAAUUAAGGGUGGCCUAGUUGAUAGUUCAGUUCUUAUUGUUGAGCUUGGGCCUAUGGAAAUUCGCACUUUCUUGUUAAAAAUUUGAAAAUAAAGAAAUCAAUAAUAAU